GAAAAUCAUAAGUUAGGGGUGACCAACUUAUGACUUUUGACUGAUUUCGACUUGUAAUCUGUUUACAAUGCAUAGACAAACCAAAUUAUGCUUAAAAGCCAGUUUGACUGGUUUUAGCCAAAACACCUGCUUUAGAGUUUUGGCCUCUAUAUAUAUAACAUCAAUAUGUACUGAGUGAUACGAGUAAAAACAAAAGUAGAUAAGAAAAGGGUUGCAGGAUCCAAUUAGAAAAGAGUUUUUCCUCCCCUUUUUUGCCUUCAUUCCCACAUUUGUCUUUCUUAUAUAUACUGUUGCCACUCAGUUGGGAUACUGUUAUAUUCUUUGUUUCUUUUAGAGCAAUUAAUAGUAACAUGGAGAAACAGAAUGAGGGAGUUCAAGUAGUGGAGGAUGGAAGUGAUUGUUUGUUGAGAAAAAGAGAUGCACCUUUAUUUGCCUGGCCAUGGAAAAACAUAGGCAAUUGCAAGUAUUUGUUAUAUGGACCAUUUCUUGCAAAAUUUAUACAUUCUAUGUAUUGGAAAGAGAGCAUGGAGGACAUCUGGUGCUUGCAUGUUCUUAUCUCGUGUGCUCUGAGAGGCCUAGUUCAUCAGCUAUGGAGCACUUACAAUAAUAUGUUAUAUCUAAAUCGCACACGACGUGUGUCUCAGCAAGGCACAGAUUUUGAGCAAAUUGAUAAUGAAUGGCAUUGGGAUAACUUCCUUAUACUUCAAGCGAUUGUUGCAGCGUUCGUCUACUUGAACUUCCCUUCACUGGCCAAUAUUCCCCUCUGGGAUGUAAGAGGGGUUAUUUCUUGUAUUAUACUUCAUAUAGUGAUCUCAGAGCCACUGUUCUAUUGGCUGCACAGAUUAUUGCAUUCCCCUCUUCUCUUUCCUUUGUACCACUGGCAGCAUCACGAGUCUAAAAUUACACACCCCUUUACUGCUGGACAUGCAACAUUUCUGGAACAUCUUUUGCUCUGUGUGGUUGAAGGAAUUCCAACCCUGGGCACUGCAUUUAUUGGUUACGGAUCAAUAAGCGUUAUGUACGUUUAUGUUCUGGCAUUUGAUUUCUUAAGAUGUUUGGGACACAGCAAUGUUGAGAUCUUUCCUCAUGGUCUCUACCAGCGCGUUCCACUACUUAGAUAUGUUAUUUACUGCCCAUCAUACCACAGUCUACACCAUCAGGAAAUGAAGACAAAUUUCUGCCUCUUCAUGCCUCUCUAUGAUAUGUUGGGAAAUACUUUAAAUACUGCAUCUUGGAACCUUCAAAAAGAAAUAAGUUCAAGGACAAGUACAGAUGAAAGAGCACCAGAUUUUGUGUUUCUCGCGCAUAUUGUUGAUAUUAUGUCAUCGAUGCAUGCCCCAUUUGUUUUCCGGUCAUUCAGCUCAGUGCCUUUCUCCACAAGGCUCUUCUUGUUACCGAUGUGGCCUUUUACCUUUGUGGUCGUGCUUAUUAUGUGGCUGAAGUCCAAGACUCUCUUAUUCAGUUUUUACUACAUAAGAGGGAAACUCAACCAAACUUGGGUUGUGCCCAGGGCUGGUUUUCAGUAUUUCUUGCCCUUUGCUGCAGAAGGAAUAAAUAAGCUCAUUGAAGAAGCCAUUCUUAGGGCUGAUAGACUCGGUGUCAAAGUCAUCAGCCUUGCUGCACUAAAUAAGAAUGAAGGUUUAAAUGGUGGAGGGACACUCUUUGUCAACAAGCAUCCGAACCUCAGAGUCCGAGUAGUCCAUGGAAACACCUUGACAGCUGCUGUGAUCUUAAAUGAGAUUCCUCGAGAUGUGAAUGAGGUCUUCUUAUCAGGUGCUACUUCUAAGCUUGGAAGGGCCAUUGCACUCUACCUUGCUCGUCGAAGAGUCAAAGUUCUGAUGCUCACUCAGUCCACUGAGAGGUUCAUGAAAAUUCACAGAGAAGCUCCUGUUGAGUGCCAGAAGUAUCUGGUUCAAGUGACAAAGUACCAAGCAGCUAAACAGUGUAAGACUUGGAUUAUUGGAAAAUGGUCUACCCCUAGAGAGCAGAGCUGGGCUCCAUCAGGAACUCAUUUUUAUCAGUUUGUGGUUCCUCCUGUCAUUCCUUUUCGCAGAGACUGUACCUAUGGCAAGUUAGCUGCAAUGAGACUCCCGAAAGAUGUCACUGGCCUAGGAACUUGUGAGUAUACAAUGGGAAGAGGCAUAGUUCAUGCUUGUCAUGCGGGCGGGCUAGUUCAUCUUCUUGAAGGUUGGACACACCAUGAGGUUGGAGCUAUCGACGUUGAUCAGAUUGAUGUUGUGUGGGAUGCUGCAUUAAAGCAUGGUUUGGAACCGUUGUAUAAUUCAAGAUAGUAAUACCAUAUUCUUCUAAACACACCUUCAUAACCGAAAAGGUUUGGAUUGUUGCUAAGUCCAUAGAUAUAAAGUCUUCCAAAUAUUCUUUCACCAGUCACUGCUUCCUUACCCAUGGUACAUGUAGAAUCUAUUUGUAUUCAAACAAACGCUGUAAGCUGAAUAUAGAAAAUAUGCUACAGUAUAUAUCAUUGUAAUUCCUCAGAAUCACUGUUAAUGUAAAGUGAAUGGCAUCUCAGCUACCAGAUUACUGCCAAGUUUCAGAGACGGGCAAGAUUUGCUAUUUGAUAAGUGGUAUAUCGGAGUUAUUAUCUGAAGAAAUUCUUCUAUGAAUACUCGAUGAAUAUAUGUAUGUUAUCUUUUAAUGUAUAGAGCUUUGCUAAAAGAAGAAAUCACACAAAUAAUGUUACUGCUGGAAAUUGAUCUGCAACCAAGACAAGCACUGCUUGCUCGAUCUAUAUAGCUGUAUAUCUUGUACUUUUACCUUAGAUGCAUCUUUAAACAGGGGAAACUGGCACCUGCUUGGCCCGUUGCUAUUCAAUCUGCACAAAUACGACCGAGGGUAUAAUUUAUGAUAAAUCAAAGUUGGCCAAGGGUGUUUGGCAGCUACACUGUUCGUACUAAGCUGCUGCUUCUGGUUUUGGACUCCAGCCAUGUAUCAAAAUGACCAAUUCAUACUAGUAAAUCUGAACAACACACUAUGGACUGCUACGCGAUCAACCCAUAGCAAGAUCUGAUUCAAAUAAAAGGAGAAUGAAACAUGCUCAACCUAAUUCGGCUUGCUACAAGUUAUCACAUGUAUCUCAAACUCAAGAUCAUAUUGGUGAUUGGAUAUGUACUUUCUGUAGGAAGGGCAUUCAAGCCAAGGAUAAAUCAGAAACAUCUUAUUGUUGUUUACCCAAGGAUAUCAUCAUAUCAAACCCAGUGUAAUCCCACAAUAGUGGGGUCUGGGGAGGGUAAGAUGUACGCAGCCUUACCCCUACCUGGGUAGGGAGGCUGUUUCCGAUUGACCCUCGGCAACCCUCCUCCUUUAUCCGGG
Molecule: messenger RNA, 3330 nt
Organism: Lycium ferocissimum
Lineage: Eukaryota; Viridiplantae; Streptophyta; Magnoliopsida; Solanales; Solanaceae
Product: very-long-chain aldehyde decarbonylase CER3-like
Exons: 11
Coding region: 351-2291 (646 amino acids)
Biological process (GO): lipid biosynthetic process
Molecular function (GO): oxidoreductase activity; iron ion binding
Source: RefSeq, a predicted model, not a curated record